AUGGCCUUCGGUACCUAUUUAUCCUUGGCUCUCUUAGUGGCUUUCACAUUUUCGAGCUUUGGUCCAACCUUAGCAGCUCGUAAACUCCUACAAACAACCUCAUUACCAAGUGAUUCAACUUCAAGUAGUCUUCCAUUUUUACCCUUUUUGCCAUACCUUCCCAAGUUGCCAAUCCCUUUUUUAUCCAAUGCACCUGUGGAUAACCCUACGGCACAGCCUUCAGUUCCCGGCUUGCCUCAGGCGACUAUUUCGGUGACGACAAAAGGCUCUCUUACUUCGCCGGCGACUCUUCCAACUACCACUCCCUCCAUUCCAUUCCUCUCCACACCAACUGCUACAACCACCAGCCCUUGA
Molecule: messenger RNA, 354 nt
Organism: Humulus lupulus (European hop)
Lineage: Eukaryota; Viridiplantae; Streptophyta; Magnoliopsida; Rosales; Cannabaceae
Exons: 1
Coding region: 1-354 (117 amino acids)
Source: RefSeq, a predicted model, not a curated record